Messenger RNA from Dioszegia hungarica, 1152 nucleotides. RefSeq lists its product as uncharacterized. The coding region runs from base 1 to 1152 and encodes 383 amino acids. The transcript is spliced from 2 exons. NCBI's taxonomy places the organism in Eukaryota, Fungi, Basidiomycota, Tremellomycetes, Tremellales, Bulleribasidiaceae. The record is from RefSeq and is a predicted model, not a curated record.
AUGUCCUCCCCAACCAUGACAUACCCAUCCUGCACGGUCCGACCGAUCGAUCUGAGCCGAGAGGAAGAUGUGGAGGCUCUCGAAUCCGCCUGCGCGGAAGAGCAGCGCCUUGACACACUGGCCAGGUACCCGAGUGCCAAUUCCAGGUUUCUCGCCACCAAGCACGUACUUGAGAGGGGGGAACGCCUGAUGUGGGUGGCGGAGAGACCCGCUUCGACUUCUGAAGGCGGUGACUCACAUUAUGCCCAAGAGAUCAUUGGCUACAUUGGCCGAUCGGUGUUCGCCGACGACAUUGACCGAGAUGGGCGGUUCACUGCGCUACAGACCCCUUGGUUUGGUACAGAUCCCUCGAAAGCAGACGUCAAGGCAUCACUUCUCAGUGCCGCAUUGCAGCCAGGAUCCACCUCCGAUACGGUCUUCCGGUCCGUGCGUGUGUACAAGAAACCGCUGAAUGAGGAAGAGCUCAUUCCGUGGUGCAAGAGGGAAGGCUUCUCGCUGGGGACUGUCCCUGUCAAGUCGGGUCUCCACUUCUACAAGAAAGUGAUGCCCGAUGAGACAGGCGACAGCGCAAAGUGGGAGACCGCAGAGAAAGCUUUCGGCUUGACUUGGGGAGAAGCCCUCAGGGACGGAUCGAGCUUCGUACCUCUCCCUUCAGUCAAGACGGAUCCGUCGUUCCGAAUUCGGGAGAUCACUGAGGACGAGCAGGAUCGAAACCUUUUGAGCGAUGCCUCGGUCUUCUUCAAGCUUCAGGAAAUGCAGAUCAGUCAUCGAACUCCGAUCCACCCAGAUGUCAUCGCGAAGAUGCGCAAGGACCAUGACAUGUGGUUUGCGCGCUGCACCUCUACGUCAGGAUCCACGAAAUCGCAAUCCACGGCAUUUGUGGCAGAAGUCAACCAUGGAGACAGGGGAACGAUACCGAUCGGAAUCAGCACCGCGCGCGUGCGGCAUGUUGGCACCCUACUUGGCCGAUAUGCGAUGGAGAGGGCUGAAGCCGGAGACCUACAGGUCGGUGUGAACGACCACAAUCCACAGAAGCCCAUGCUCAUGGAGAGAUACGAGGCCGAGGGUUUCGGGGAGCCAGCUCGGAUCCAGUAUCCGGGCUUCCUGCACGAGCCGUACUGGUCUACGCACUUGAUACUUCACAAGGACUGA